AUGGUCGUCAAAACACAGUUGAAUCUGAAGCCUUUCAGCCUGGCCGACUUCGCAAUGGCCAAUCGCGAGGACGACAUCCUCAUCGUCCUGCUCGCCAACGCGGUAAAGGUAACUACCUCCGGCAGUCUCUGCGCGACGCUUCAACAGAGAACAAUGCCGGGCCCAGAUCUAAUCGAGCCACAGAGAGCCACUUACAUACGCAUAAUGCUACAACGGCCCCUCCUCGUGCUCGGCACCAUUCCCGCGCCAACGGUUCUCCCGCCCCUACCGCCAUCUCUAGGCACCAUACGCCCCGCUACCGUCGAGAGUGGGAAGAUUUCCACCGACGAGCGGUCGGAAACCCGUUAA
Molecule: messenger RNA, 348 nt
Organism: Fonsecaea erecta
Lineage: Eukaryota; Fungi; Ascomycota; Eurotiomycetes; Chaetothyriales; Herpotrichiellaceae
Exons: 1
Coding region: 1-348 (115 amino acids)
Source: RefSeq, a predicted model, not a curated record